Molecule: messenger RNA, 4062 nt
Organism: Lachancea mirantina
Lineage: Eukaryota; Fungi; Ascomycota; Saccharomycetes; Saccharomycetales; Saccharomycetaceae
Source: the annotation of a GenBank genome assembly
AUGGUGGCUUCUCCGCAGCCUGCUGGGGAUCAGGCCUUGUUAGAUCGAGGUUCCAUAUACAAUGAGCCCGCAUAUUACCCUGGUCCAGCACCGGACGUGCUUGUUUAUGCGGGUACAGCACCGCAUAAGCAGAUUGUCAAAACCGAUUUGCCGGCGCUGAUAGUGAAAUUGACUUCCCCGCUCGACACAAUCGACUACGCGUUUCUUUCAGACUUCUUUCUGUCUUACCGGAAGUUCAUAAGCAGUGUUGAUCUUUUGAGGUUGCUUAUAAGUCGAUUUCAAUGGACUGUCGGUCAAGCUUCAGAUGCCAAUGCAGACCGCAAAAAAACGGGAGAAGUGACACUUAUAAGAACUUUCGUGGUGCUGAGACAUUGGGUUUUGAACUAUUUCACCGAAGAUUUCCUUGCGAGUCACUCUUUGAGGCAGCAGUUUGUGGACUUCGUCAAUAUUUUAAGUGAGCGCAUUCACGAGGAAAAUUGUCCGAGGGUCCUGAGAGGGGUUGUGGUUAGUGUGAAGAAAACAUGGAUUUUGUCCCUCGAGCUGGCCUAUCAAGACUUCAAACUGGAGGAACUGCCUACUAACUUCGACGAAUGGCUUUCUCUUCCAUUGCAUAGCUUCGCAUCGACAACAGCAGACUCGAACAAGAGCAAGCGAUUGAGCUUUUACGCGCUCCAAAGUACAAAUGACCCACAUUUUAGGAACAGAAGCGUGCUGUCCCUCUACAAUAGCGAGGACAAAUUUCAGCUAACGCCCAAAAAUGAAAAGUCUCAACAGGAGGCGAGUACGAGUGCACCCAGGACAAGAACAGCAAGCAUGUUUCUGUUUCCAAAGGAUAACUUUUUUACUGCAUCUACCAACCAACCAGUUGAUAAACAACAUAAAGAAUCUACGGCUGAAGUUGCCGACGAGGAUCCUGGCUCACUUUCGAAGCAAGGAAGUAUUGGCAACGUAAUAAAACAUUUGGACUACCCCAACUCGUCCUCAGUUCAAGAAGUUAUUCCACCAACGCCAGCCAAAAACGUUGAGUUCAUUCUACGAUCGUCUUAUCUCCCGCCAGAGGCUCGUUAUAGUGGAGAAAAUACCGACGAAGGCGGCGGCGUACGUCAGCAUAAAGGAAUUGUUGGGUUGUUAAAGAAAUGGAGAAAUGAUAAUAAAGUCCAUUCAGAGUCCAACUCUCAUAUGGAAGAAAACGCUACCAACAUUGACAACAUGAUAAAAUAUGUGUUCUCUAUCACCUCAAUGGAUGUCUCGACCAAUCGCCCGAGUCAGCAGCGACUAAGCUUUCCUAGGGGUUUUGACAUUUUGAGCGCACGUACAAUCGAUGAAGUCGAGUUUUUGGUGGCAAUGCGAAAUGAGCUCAGAACUAAAGUCCACGAGCAGACUCCGCCACUUCAAAAAGUUAACGAAAGCAACCACGAACUAGAAAAUGGACAUGCUUUUAGUGCCAUAGACAAUUUAAACCUUUACCAGACGGUAAGCUCGAUAGCCACUUCUGUUCUCUCACUUUCCAAGACUUUGCACCAGCAGCAACUAAUCUCUCCUACCGCCGCUGUCAAAGAACGACGAAUUGUAAUGAAAAAUAAGGCCAUAACGUCAAGAACAGACACAAAUCUUCGAGGUACUGUCAGCCAAGAAAAGUCUUCUAAUACUGGGAAAAGUAAAGAUCAACCGGAAAAGCUUGUUUUUUAUGACAUUGCAGGUGCAGAGGAAUCUUCGCAAUCGGUUCAAAAAUCUUCAUCUCCAUUAAAAGGUUUAAUAGGGCAAGCGCGUCCAAUGACUCUCACAAAUUCAAGCCUUUCCUCUCCCGCGGAGGAGGAAACAACUGCAAAAACAGUGCCCCAAGCCACCUUGCAUGUGAAGAUAGCGACUUCAGGGACCGAACAAUUAAGCGACGAUGAGCCCCGUUUAAAGAGAAAGCUAGCUUUGUCGAAUUUGAGAGAGUUCAACUUUGAAGAAGAAUACAAGGAAGAGCCUCAAGUCGACAAAAGCGUGAAGAUUGACUUGCAUAGCGAAAGCGAGGGCGAGAAUGGCGAUGAUUCUAGCUUCUUUACAUCAUUUGAGGAAGAUAUGACAACACUAGAGUCAAAGCGUCUAACUUCUUUAUCAUCCCCAACCUUCCCUAGCACUGUUAUAAGCAGCGGUCGCAUUAGCAUUCAAAAAAGUAUACCAGAAGUAGAUGAUGGUGCGGUGGAUUAUGAUACCUUCAAAACCGACCAAACACCUUUAUCUCGAGCUUCAAAGAUUGGCGAAGACGUUUUCACAAAAGUGGAUAACGAGCUCAAGUUGCAAGAAGCAGAAAUAGACAGGCUCGAAAAGCACACAUCGAUACUUGUUUCGAACCUGGAGACCGCGAGACGAGUGAAAAGAAACAGUUCUGAUACCAGGUCAAUAGCUACCGAGCUCCUUUUCCCGUCACGGCAAGCAAGUCGGCAAGCGAGUCCCAAUAAAGCCAGGAGUAGGCUUUCUGAUCGCCUCAAAAUCAUGAACUUGAAUGAAACGCCCAAAGAUAAAAGCAUGGGUUUGGCAGCAACGCCAAGCAUUCAAUCGAUCAUCAGUGAUCAUUCUUCAAACUCCUUUCAUACAAUCGAUACAUUCAAAGCUUACAACGAAAAAGGUAGCGAUCCUGUUAACUCUGUUAGAGACAGUGCCAAGAUAUCACUAGAGAAUCUUGACGAGAUAGAGGAGCAAGGUAUCAAGUAUCUGUUUUCUCCCGACAAUGAAAGCGUUGAUUGCAUAUCACCUGAAAGGAACGUGGAGAACUUGCGGAACAAAUUCUUGAGUGUGCAUGAGCUGGAGGAGUCGGACAUAACCGAAAGCAGCCGUUCUAAAGGAGAAACUACGGAGAACGGAGAGCAUCACAGGCGGACAAUCACCCCCAUCGUCUCGCCGAAUAAGAUAAAUGAAAGCAAACUAGAUGUUUUUGCUAGUAUCGCCGAUGAAUCGAUUGGUGAUGACCCGAUAAACACCACGUUGAUGAAACUGCAAGGGUUAUAUGAAAAGGAAUCCAAACCCAAUGGCGACCAAGACUCCGUAAAUCUUGCCACUGAAGUCGAAGAGUUAGGCUUGAAAAAUGUCAGAUGGUCGAUGCAAAGCUCGCGCCCAAGAAAUUCCAUGUUUAUAGACAGGAGACGGCGUGCCAAAAGCGAUACGUUUUUGACACCGACAUCAGAGAACGAAACCGAGCAUGUCAACCCCAGCCCGCCAGACAUCAACAUAUCCGAACUGCUUCUUAACUACGUUCCGCGCGACAGUAGGCUUCAUGCCAUGAAUUCAGGACAGCAUAUUCCAUUCAUUUUAAUGUAUGAUUCCGUAUCGGUUGCACAACAGUUAACGCUCAUUGAGCGGGACAUUAUCCUAGAGAUUGACUGGAAAGAAUUAGCAGAUUUGAAGAUCAAGAAGAAAGUGCCUGAGGUCAAGAGCUGGCUGCAGUUGCUUUUUCUUAACGAUGGGCUAUCCGGCCUCGACCUGGCCGUGUCAAGAUUCAACUUGACCGUCGAGUGGAUCAUUUCAGAAAUUGUUUUGACUUCAGGAAACAAACUGAGGCGAAAUGUCAUUCAAAGGUUUAUUCACAUCGCCGAGCACUGCAGGAAUUUCCAGAAUUACAAUACAUUGAUGCAGAUCGUUUUGGCGUUGAGCUCAAUCACCGUCCAACGCUUCAAAGGUGCAUGGAUACUCAUCGAACCUGGAGAUCUUCUCACGUGGCAGAACCUCAGAGAUUUACCGUCGUUGGAAAGAAACUACCGGAACAUGAGAGUGCUGCUCAACGACAUGAAUCCAAUGACGGGAUGCAUUCCCUUCCUAGUGGUGUAUUUAUCAGAUCUGACACUCAACGCCGAGAAAAGAGACUGGAUCGUUCCUCACAAAGUCUUGAAUUAUGGUAAAUUCCAGACAAAUAUACAGAUUGUCAAAAAUUUCAUACUAAGAGCCCAAUGGUCCAAGUUCUACCAAAUCAAAGCGGAUGAUGAACUUCUCAGCAAGUGCGUUUAUAUCACCUGUCUGAGUCCGGAUGAAAUCGACCAGCUCUCCAAAACUAAUAGUACACAGCUUAGCUCAAUUAAGUAG